This is a messenger RNA of Phalacrocorax carbo (great cormorant), 3359 nucleotides long. The record is from RefSeq and is a predicted model, not a curated record. NCBI's taxonomy places the organism in Eukaryota, Metazoa, Chordata, Aves, Suliformes, Phalacrocoracidae.
GCUGGCGGACUACAACUCCCAGGCGGGCGGCGGAGCGGAGCCGGGCCGAGCCGGGCCGAGCCGAGCCGGGCCGGGCCGAGAUGAACGCGGUGCUCGCCGUCAAGCAGUACGUGUCCAAGAUGAUCGAGGACAGCGGGCCGGGCAUGAAGGUGCUCCUCAUGGACCGGGAGACGACCGGCAUCGUGAGCAUGGUGUACACGCAGUCCGAGAUCCUGCAGAAGGAGGUGUACCUCUUCGAGCGCCUCGAUUCCGCCAACAGGGAGGCCAUGAAGCACCUGAAGGCCAUCUGCUUCCUCCGGCCCACCAAGGAGAACGUGGAGCUCCUCAUUCAGGAGCUGCGGAGGCCAAAGUACAGCAUCUAUUUUAUUUAUUUCAGUAACGUGAUCAGUAAGAGCGAUGUCAAGUCACUGGCUGAGGCUGACGAACAGGAGGUUGUGGCAGAAGUUCAGGAGUUCUACGGCGAUUACAUCGCAGUGAAUCCACACGUUUUUUCUCUCAACCUCUUGGGCUGCUGCCAGGGUCGCAGCUGGGAUCCGGCUCAGCUGUCCAGGACAACUCAAGGGCUGACUGCUCUGCUUUUGUCUCUGAAGAAGUGCCCCAUGAUUCGGUACCAGCUCUCUUCUGAGUCGGCGAAGAGGCUUGCUGAAUGCGUGAAGCAAGUAAUCACUAAAGAGUAUGAGCUGUUUGACUUUCGGCGCACUGAGGUUCCUCCUUUACUUCUCAUUCUGGACCGGUCCGACGAUGCCAUCACUCCGCUUCUGAACCAGUGGACGUACCAGGCUAUGGUUCAUGAGUUGCUGGGGAUUAACAACAACCGCAUCGACCUCUCUCGGGUACCGGGGAUAAGCAAGGAUCUCCGCGAGGUGGUCCUGUCUGCCGAGAACGACGAGUUCUACGCCAACAACAUGUACCUGAACUUUGCGGAGAUUGGCAGUAACAUCAAGAAUCUUAUGGAGGAUUUCCAGCGGAGGAAACCUAAGGAGCAGCAGAAGCUGGAAUCUAUAGCAGAUAUGAAGGCAUUUGUGGAGAAUUACCCGCAGUUCAAGAAGAUGUCAGGCACGGUAUCGAAGCACGUGACGGUGGUGGGAGAGCUCUCUCGACUGGUUGGUGAGCGGAACCUGCUGGAGGUGUCCGAAGUGGAGCAGGAGCUGGCCUGCCAGAAUGACCAUUCCAGUGCUCUGCAGAACGUGCGUCGCCUCCUGCAGAACCCCAAGGUGACGGAGUUUGAUGCUGCCCGGCUGGUGAUGCUUUAUGCCCUGCACUACGAGCGGCACAGCAGCAACAGCCUGCCAGGGCUGAUGACAGAUCUCAAGAACAGGGGUGUGUCAGAGAAAUACCGAAAGCUGGUGUCUGCCGUUGUGGAGUAUGGAGGGAAGCGGGUCCGGGGCAGUGACCUGUUCAGUCCCAAGGAUGCUGUAGCCAUCACCAAGCAGUUCCUCAAAGGACUGAAGGGUGUGGAGAAUGUGUAUACGCAGCACCAGCCUCUCCUUCAAGAAACACUAGAUCAGCUCAUCAAAGGAAAACUCAAGGACAGCCAGUACCCCUACCUGGGUCCCAACACUCUCCGUGACAGGCCCCAAGACAUUAUCGUGUUCAUCAUUGGAGGGGCAACUUACGAAGAGGCGCUGACCGUCUAUAACCUUAACCGCACCAACCCGGGGGUCCGGGUCGUGCUAGGUGGGACCACAAUCCACAACACAAAGAGGAUCUCAGGAUCUGAACAAGAGCAAGACACAGAGCCCAGCCCUCCGGACUCCCCGACACUGCUGUUAACCGCUGCAUGCUCGCUGCCUGCUUCGACUUUUUUUCCCUCUGCAGUUGGCCAACAGCAGCCCCCGGCAGCUGAUCUCCGCCUGACAAUAAUUUUUCUCCCUGAGAAGCAGUUCACCUUCUCAGCUGUGUCUCUGAAUGUGUUGCCUGUUGGUUUUUGUGUGGAGCCGUUGCUCUGGCAUGCGGCUGAGCCGUUCACUUGACUAUAGUGCAAACUUGCACAUAAGUCUCAAAUUGACCAGUUCCUUGGGGUCCAGCCCCCAAACUGCCUUAAAUUUCCUUGGGAAAUCAUACAGAGGAGACGGGGAUGAAUCUGAGUACGUACACAAGCAUUUUACUGAGUUAAAACUUCCUUGAGAUGCAUCUGAACAAAUGGUUAGUGCCCAGAGGUUUCCGUGUGGCUCAUUAUUUAGGUCUGAGUGUGGUUUAGAGAGGCUGGAAGUGGGAGGGAGGGUCUGGCUGUGGAUGUGAUCCCCGGGACGAGGCUGAGCGCUGGGGCGUGAGGCAGAAGCAGUGACCCAGGCUGCUCAAGGGGCUGCUUUCCAGAAAGCCCUGGCUGUGAAGUGUCAAGGAUGCCUCAGCAGGAGGUUUCCACCCUGCCUCUUCCUGCCUUAUCAUCCACACAGGAAGACUGAGAGUGAGCAGAAAAACAAACCUGAAUGCUGGCCUUCCUGGCUUUGUUACUGCAAGGCGCGUGGGGCUGCCAGCGCGGUCCAUGCUGAGCUGAGCCUGCCAGGAGCUGCCGCCCUCGUUCUGGAAGCCUUACCGCUCGUGGCACAGGGAGAGACAGGAGACCGCCCGGGCAGGACGGCACGUUUAAGGAUGAAUGGCCGUGAUAAGUGAAGGUGGUGACCUGGUGAUCCACGCUGGGUGCUCCAGGGUUUGGUGCCCAGGGCAGGCCAUUGCGGUCCCAUAGCUCUGCACGUUGCCCUCCCUCACCGAACUCAUCCUGGCUGGUGGGAGGAUCCGUUGCUGGAAAACGGGAGCGUUCUCCGAGGCUGCCGAUCACUUAUUUCCUCCUGGAUUAGUGUCUCCUAACUUUAGCUGUCCCGGUCCGAGGAUGUUUCCCCUCACAGGCAGCUGGAGGAGUAGGUCAGUCAGAGGGUGAUGCGUCCACCCUGCCGCUGUCCCUCGCCUGCGGAGGGGAACGGUUAGCCCCGACGCCAGCCCUCAGGGUGCUGCUUUCCCAUGGGAGGAGGCGAGGGUCUCUUUGUUGUGUGCUCCUUCAGGGACCCUCAGUCCUUGCCGCUUCCUUGCUGCUGCCUCCCUGGGGAGGGAGCCGCUGGGUUUAAUGCGGGCCUGGUGAGGGGACGGAGCAUCACCGCUGGGACCGGGAUCCCUGUUCCGGGUGGGGGUUCUGUGGGAUAACGUGCUGGUGUGGGCAGGUCUUCUCCUCUUUGCCACCAUCACCAGGUAUGAGGGAGCGACUCUGUCCCCCUCCUGGUGACAGCAGGGCAGAAAGCAGGUGUUCCCAUAGCUCUGAGGUUGUAGAGCACUUGCUGGUUUUGUUCAAAGGCUUGACGCCAGGCCAUGUGGGCACUUUCUGUCUGCAUGGGUUGGCCCUUGUCUCUGCUAAUCUUAACUUUGCU